Molecule: messenger RNA, 2915 nt
Organism: Cyanistes caeruleus (blue tit)
Lineage: Eukaryota; Metazoa; Chordata; Aves; Passeriformes; Paridae
Source: RefSeq, a predicted model, not a curated record
CCCAAAUCCCAGAGGUGGGGGCUUUUCUGGAGCUUGCAGCUGCAUCGAGAUGUGCAGAGCUGCAUGCACUUAUGCCAGGGGCAUCUGUUUCCCCCCACACUGCCAUGCUGUGCCCGUGCUCUGUGCCCGUCUGGUGGGUGCAGCCCAGCCUGGCUGUGAGGAGAGGUGCUGGGUGCCACCACCAUGCUCUCCAUGCCCUCUUCAUGCAUGGCAGUGGCAGCAGGGAGAGGCUUUUGAGGUGCCCCUAUUUGGGGAGGUCAGGGGUGGGGAUUCUCUCACAAACACUAUCAAAUGUUGGCUGCUUUCCAUGUCUGGGAGCUGCACACCUGUGGGACAGCACUGGAGAGCAAGGUCUGGCCACCCCAGUGAUCUCAGAUCCUCAUUCCUUCCUGGCAGGCCGACAUCGAGCAGCUGGACCCCCGAGGACGCACUCCCCUGCACCUGGCCACCACGCUGGGCCACCUUGAGUGUGCCAGGGUGCUGCUGAAGCAUGGUGCCGACGUGGGCAAGGAGAACCGCAGCGGAUGGACAGUCCUGCAGGAGGCUGUGAGCACCCGUGACCUGGAGCUGGUGCAGCUGGUCCUGCGCUACCGUGACUACCAGAGAGCCAUCAAGCGCCUGGCCGGGAUCCCUGUCCUGCUGGAGAAGCUGCGCAAGGCCCAGGACUUCUACGUGGAGAUGAAGUGGGAGUUCACCAGCUGGGUGCCCCUGGUGUCCAAGAUCUGCCCCAGCGACACCUACAAGGUGUGGAAGAGUGGCCAGAACCUGCGGGUGGACACCACACUGCUGGGCUUCGACCACAUGACCUGGCAGCGGGGCAACCGCAGCUUUGUCUUUCGGGGACAAGACAGCAGUGCGGUGGUGAUGGAGAUUGACCAUGACAGGCGGGUGGUCUACUCAGAGACGCUGGCCCUGGCUGGCCACGACCAGGAGGUGCUGCUGGCUGCUGUGCAGCCCACCGAGGAGCAGGUGAUGGGGCGGCUGACGGCCCCCGUCGUCACUACCCAGCUCGACACCAAGAACAUCGCCUUCGAGAGGAACAAGUCCGGGAUCCUGGGCUGGAGGAGCGAGAAGACAGAAAUGGUGAAUGGGUAUGAGGCCAAGGUCUAUGGUGCUUCCAACGUGGAGCUGAUCACACGGACACGGACCGAGCACCUCUCAGACCAGCACAAGGGCAAGAGCAAAGGCUGUAAGACCCCCCUGCAAUCCUUCCUGGGCAUCGCUGAGCAGCACGUGGGGCCCAACAAUGGGACACUGAUCACGCAGACACUGAGCCACGCCAACCCCACCGCCAUCACCCCUGAGGAGUACUUCAACCCCAACUUUGAGCUGGGCAACCGGGACAUGGGACGGCCCAUGGAGCUCACCACCAAGACACAGAAGUUCAAGGCGAAGCUGUGGCUGUGUGAGGACCACCCGCUGUCCCUCUGCGAGCAGGUUGCCCCCAUCAUCGACCUCAUGGCAAUAAGCAACGCGCUCUUCGCCAAACUGCGGGAUUUCAUCACCCUGCGCCUCCCGCCCGGCUUCCCUGUCAAGAUCGAAAUCCCCAUCUUCCAUAUCCUCAACGCCCGAAUAACCUUCGGCAACCUCAAUGGGUGUGACGAGCCUGUCAGCUCCCUGCGGCACAGCCCCAGCAGCGAGGCACCCUCACCCAGCAGCGACUCCUCCAGUGUCAGCAGCUCCAGCUCCCUGACCUCGUGCCGAGCGUGUGAGAUGGACCCGGCGCUGUUCGAGGUGCCGCAGGGGUACAGUGUGGUGGGCACCCACCAGGACGCCCUGCGGGAGGACGAGGAUGACCUGCUGCAGUUUGCCAUCCAGCAGAGCCUGCUGGAAGCGGGCAGCGAGUAUGACCAGGUGACCAUUUGGGAAGCACUGACCAACAGCAAGCCGGGCACGCACCCCAUGUCGCACGAGGGCCGCCGGGGAGACAGGUUGGACUCCCCAGCACACGGCAUCCCCGCAUCCCCCCGUGGCCCCGUCGCCGGGGGGUGGUGGGGGGCCCAGGGCCCUGUUCCCCAGCUACGCCGAGCAGCUGCGCCUGGCCAUGGCGCUGUCGGCGCGGGAGCAGGAGGAAGCGGAGCGCCGGACGCGCCAGGAGGAGGAGGAUCUGCAGCGGAUCCUGCAGCUCUCGCUGACGGAGAAGUGACCCCGCACCCCCACUGAGCCCCUCGCCCACCCCACUGGGGAUGGGGAUGCGGCCGGGGCCGUGUCUGCAGGCACGGGAGGGGAGUGCUGUGGGGGUACCCAGUCCAAAAACUGCGGAGGGCAAAUGGGAAAGGGGGGAGCAGGAUUUGGCCCUGGGAGAACGUCCCCAGAGCUGGGGCAGUAUUGGGGUGAGGUGGGGGCACCCCACAGCAGCACAGGGUGGGGGUGGAUGUUAACCCUGCACCUGGGGCGGCAGGGACCAGGGAGGGCAACUCCACGGACUGUACCCCUUCUCCAGGAGAGCCCUGCUCCCCCAGCCGCCCUACGGGGUGCUGCUCAGCCCCUCACCCCAGGAAGGCGGUGGGAGGCACCUCCUGCCCCACAUGGGUGGGUUGCCAGUUGCGUGGGGUCCUGGGGUGCCCCCAGAGCCAGGGGGCUCUGCCCAGUUCUCUCUUCCCCCCCCUGCCCAGGCGCUACCAAGUGCACUUACCCAGGAGCUGCUCUGCCUGCCAGCAGGGGUGGGGGCUCAGCACUAUGGUACCCCACAGCCAGCGAGGGGCUGCACAGCCGCCCCCCAUGGCACGGGGACUGCUGGGGCAGCUGAAGGGGUGCCUGUGAAGGGCGCUCCGGUGUCACCCCCCUUAACCCUGCUCGCACCCCUCCACCCUGCUCGGAUGCCCCACCUUGGCAGCGCUGCACCCCCUCGUCCCGGGCACUGACCCCGAGAGAAACCUUACGUCAAAUGGUGCUAACCCCGGCCCCCUGCCCCG